Sinocyclocheilus grahami is the source of this 1015-nucleotide messenger RNA. Its product is annotated as magnesium transporter protein 1. The record is from RefSeq and is a predicted model, not a curated record. NCBI's taxonomy places the organism in Eukaryota, Metazoa, Chordata, Actinopteri, Cypriniformes, Cyprinidae. Gene Ontology annotation, cellular component: oligosaccharyltransferase complex. Bases 163 to 918 code for a protein of 251 amino acids. The transcript is spliced from 9 exons.
UAAGCUCGAAGAAGAAGAAGAAGAAGAAGAAGCAGCUCCACCAAUAGGACGCGGACAGGAGUUCAUUCAGGACUGUCGUGGGCGCAGUGGCGGCUUCAGAAAUGCUUAAUAAACUCUUGAUAGUUGCUUUCCUCGCUGUUAGUUUAUACGGCACGCCGUCAGAUGGACAGAAGAAGAAGGAGGCAGGCAGAUGAAGAGUACCAGAUCCUUGCGAACUCUUGGCGUUAUUCGAGUGCAUUCACUAACAGGAUUUUCUUUGCAAUGGUGGAUUUUGAUGAAGGCUCAGAUGUUUUCCAGAUGCUCAACAUGAACUCGGCUCCGACAUUCAUCAACUUCCCGGCCAAAGGCAAACCGAAGCCAGCGGACACAUACGAGCUGCAGGUCCGAGGCUUUGCGGCCGAACAGCUGGCUCGAUGGGUGGCGGACCGAACAGACGUGCAUAUCCGGGUGAUCAGGCCUCCGAACUACGCCGGGCCGCUGAUGCUGGGAUUGCUGCUGGCGUUCAUCGGCAGUCUGGCUUACUUGCGGCGCAAUAACCUGGAGUUCCUGUUCAAUAAGAACGUCUGGGCUUUCUCUGCACUGUGUUUUGUUUUGAUCAUGACUUCGGGUCAAAUGUGGAACCACAUCAGAGGACCUCCAUACGCUCACAAGAACCCAAACACUGGCCAAGUGAGUUACAUCCACGGCAGCAGUCAGGCUCAGUUUGUGGCAGAGACUCACAUUGUUCUUCUCUUCAAUGCUGCGGUGACUUUAGGAAUGGUGCUGCUUCACGAGGCUGCGACCUCUGACCUGGACAUGGGGAAGAGGAAAAUCAUGUGUGUAGCAGGAAUCGGGCUGGUGUUGCUGUUCUUCAGUUGGCUGCUCUCCAUCUUUAGGGCCAAAUAUCACGGAUAUCCUUACAGCUUCCUGUUUGGUUAAACGAAGACCCUCGGAGGAACCAUGGCAAAUAUUAAUGCGCAAAGUGCCUUAAUGUUUAAAAUGAGAGAUUGAUUUGGUAAAGUUCUCCUUGAGCCUG